Messenger RNA from Cylas formicarius (sweet potato weevil), 1965 nucleotides. Its product is annotated as fatty-acid amide hydrolase 2-A-like. The transcript is spliced from 7 exons. The coding region runs from base 277 to 1866 and encodes 529 amino acids. Lineage: Eukaryota; Metazoa; Arthropoda; Insecta; Coleoptera; Brentidae. The record is from RefSeq and is a predicted model, not a curated record.
UACUUUAACAAAUUACGCAUGUUUUGUGCCUACAAGGCACUACGGCGGCACGCAAAGAGUUUGAAAAAAAUUUCGACUGGCAGGUUCGUGUUGCGCCAGCACGCAUAUUCCAAUAAAAUGGACCGGUACAAACACCCCAAAGCAGAAAAAAAUCUAUUCAUUAAAGUAACGAGUCGCAUUCGACAAGAUUUGAAUAUUAAUAAUUCUAUCGACGUCGCGUUGUGCGUUAGGAAUUGAAUUUCUUAUUUACAAGUGCAGCUCCGAUUACACACUAAAAUGGAAAACAAGGAUUAUUCCAAAACUAAACCUUCUCUGGACCCGUCGUUCGGUUUUAGUGCGGUGAGCUUCAUCGCCUACGUCGGAUUCAAGGCGAUAAACGUGCUAUACGUGCCGCACUUCGUGUACAGGCUUUUCCGGAAACCGAAACGCUGCGUGCCGAUUUGCGACGACGUUUUGCGCAUGCCCGCCGGCGUUUUGGCGGGAAAAAUUCGUAAUCGAGAGAUUUCCUGCGAGAACGUAAUCCAAACUUACGUGGCUCGCGUUCGGGAAGUGAACCCAUUUAUCAACGCGGUUAUCGAAGACAGGUUCCAGGAGGCUCUGGAGGAGGCGCGAAAGGUAGACGAGCUACUUACAUCGGGAAAUGUCCCAGCAGAUCGGCCAUUGCUCGGGUUACCCUUGUCUGUAAAGGGCAGCCUCUCCGUAGAAGGACUGAGGAACACUGCCGGUGUCGUUGGUAGGAACGACGUCGCGGAAUGCGACGCGCCGGCCGUUCGCAGGGCAAGGGUGGCGGGCGCGAUACCGCUGCUGACGUCAAACGUGCCCGAGCUAUGUAUGGAUUGGGAGACGUCGAACAAGCUGGUGGGGUCUACCAAGAACCCCUACGACGUCACGAGGACCGCUGGUGGUUCUUCGGGCGGCGAGGCGAGCCUGCUCGCAUCGGGUGCUUCGUUGCUCAGCUUGGGCUCCGACAUGGCGGGCUCCCUAAGGUUGCCGGCUCAUUUUUGCGGAGUCUACGGCCACAAGCCCAGCCCGGGGGUUGUGUCCAACAAGGGGCACUAUCCCGACUGCCGGGACCGCCCCCGUUGGGAUCGCGCGUUCGUGGUGGGCCCCAUGGCCCGUUACGCUUCCGACUUGAGGUUGCUGCUGAGGUCAGUCGCGGUUCCCGAAGCGCUGGACCGUCUGGCACUGGAUGAAAACGUGAACUUGCGGCGGAUCAAAGUGCGCUACCUUCGAGGCAUCGACUCGUACCACUGCGACGAACCGAGAGCCGACGUCGCGGCGGCCGUCGACAGCAUCGUGCGUCACUUUGCCAACAUUUGCGAGUCGGCUGUCACUGAACUCGACGCGCCCGUCAUGAAAUACAUUCCGGAAGUGGCGGCGCUCUGCCUGCUGGACAUAGACGACGUGGAGAACAUCUUCAAGGGUAGGGGCGAGGGUUGUUUCGCGGAAUUGUUCCGUUACUGCACCCUGCGCUCGGAUCACACGCUCAUGGCCAUCUUGUACGGGUUCGCGAGGCGCGCUCACGGUCUCGUACCCGCACGCGUCUUGGAGGAGGCGCGCCGGUACCUGGGCCAAAUGGAGAACAGCAUCGCCGAAGCGUUGGGACCUUCCGGAGUGCUGGUGAUGCCCGUUUACCCACGCGCCGCCUACCGCCAUGCGGACUCGCUGCGGAAAACACUCGUCAGCGGAUAUCUGUCCAUCUUCAACGCUCUCGGCUUCCCGGUGACCAGCUGUCCUGUGGGAAGAACGCGGGAUGGGCUACCGGUGGGCGUGCAGAUCGUCGCUUUGCCGGACGGCGACCGGUUGACGUUGGCGGUCGCGGAGGAGAUCGAGAGAGCGUUCGGCGGUUGGAAACCGCCCCAGUAGUUUAGGAAUUGCGUUUUUUUUUUUGGGCAGGGGGGGAGGGGAAGGGAGUGUUUUUUUAUGCGUUUAAGAUAUUUAUUUUUUAUGUUGAAUAAAAGAUUA